Molecule: messenger RNA, 459 nt
Organism: Paracoccidioides lutzii Pb01
Exons: 2
Coding region: 1-459 (152 amino acids)
Cellular component (GO): cytoplasm
Molecular function (GO): 5'-deoxynucleotidase activity
Source: RefSeq, a predicted model, not a curated record
AUGGGGUCGACUACACUCAAGGAAGCUCCAUGGACAGCUCAGUCCGUUAUCGCCACUCUCCCACACCCACUCGCAGAGAACACCUCCAGCCCCGUUCCCUUCUUCCAUCUUCUUGAGCGCCUAAAAUCCACAAAGCGCGAAGGAUGGCGCCGAUUCGGCAUCACCAACGGUGAAUCGAUAUCCGACCACAUGUAUCGCAUGUCCAUUAUGACCAUGUGCGCCCCGCCUGCGCUCGCGGCCAAACUCGACAUCCCCCGCUGCACAAAAAUGGCUCUGAUACAUGACAUGGCCGAGUCUAUAGUUGGCGACAUCACCCCAGCCGAUACCCAUAUACCAAAGGCAGAAAAGGCCAGGCGGGAGGCGGAGGUUAUCGAAUAUAUUGGCAAGUCCCUACUGGGCGCUGUGCCCGGGCCUUGCAGCUCAGGAUAUCCAAGAUAUAUUCCAAGAGUACGAGGAUGA